AUGGAAGAAACGACAUGGGAACAAAGACACCAUGCCCUAACUCACAUCCUAACCCACCAUACAACCACCCCAUCUCUCCAUGCCCAAUUCUUCAUCGCCACACAAAUCCCAUGUUACCUCGAUUGGGAAUACCCUCCAAUCCUGUGCCCUAAACACCAUGAAUUCCGAUGGGCUUUAAGUCUUUUCAUGAAAAGGGUAUCGGUGAAGAAAGCAUCUUGGAGGUCAAAGUGCCCUUAUCAACUACCCCAACCCUUGGUGCUUGCGAAAGGCGUAGAAGAACCAAAAUGGGGUGAAGAAGAUAAGAUACAGUAUGUGAAGAAGAGACUUAGAAGGAAAAGACUCCAUAAACCUUAUACUUUCAUGUCGUGGUGUUAUAAUCCUCGAGUCCCUAAUAUCGCAUGUAAGCUCACCAAAGGAGCCGCGAUCAAAAUCGAGCUAAAGAGGUUCCACCACAACGAUCCGAUUAGGCGGAGAAUUAGGGUUAAGAUGAAGAUGAGUAAGGAGAGUAAAGGAGGAGAGGAAGUCAUCGAACCAUGGACGGAUUGUGUGGAGGAUUUCGGCGGUGGUGUUGUAGGUGUUGGUAGAGUUGACGCCUGGUGUCAUUGUGUGAGGGAAGGGGAAUUGGUUGGAUAG
This is a messenger RNA of Lactuca saligna, 633 nucleotides long. Lineage: Eukaryota; Viridiplantae; Streptophyta; Magnoliopsida; Asterales; Asteraceae. The record is from the annotation of a GenBank genome assembly.